CUGUCAUUCCAAUAUAUUCACCUCUUAUAUUUCUCUGUCACAGGUGGAGGAGGAAAGCGAAAAGGAAGGAGCAAAAAAUGGAAGGAGAUCCUCCGCUUUCCCCAUAUUAGCCAAUGUACUGAACUGGGAAAAAUUAUGGAGAGGGACUAUGUUAGCAUUUGUGAGAAACAGCCGAUUGGAAGGCUUCUUUUCCGUCUGUACUGUGAGACCAGAUCCAACCUGCAACGAUGCAUCCAGCUACUAGACGCAAUGGAAGACUAUGAAGUGACGCCUGAUGAAAAAAGAAAAAGCAGAGGGGACCAGAUCAUCAAGACUUUUCUCUCAAAACAAUCACCUCAGAAAGUGGACAUAGCAGAGGUUUUCGCAGAGCAAUGCAGAGAGAACCUCGAGCUCAGUCCAUGUAAGGAGAUCUUCAGCAACUGCCGCAAGGCUCUCCAUGACUACCUGAGCGAGGCUCCAUUUGCUGACUACCAGAACAGCAUGUACUUCGACCGCUUCCUGCAGUGGAAGAUGCUGGAGAGGCAACCCAUCACAAAAGACACUUUCAGACAGUACAGGGUGCUGGGGAAAGGAGGAUUCGGAGAGGUGUGUGCCUGUCAGGUCAGAGCAACAGGGAAGAUGUACGCCUGUAAGAAGCUGGAAAAGAAACGGAUCAAGAAGAGAAAAGGGGAGUCCAUGGCUCUCAACGAGAAGCAGAUUUUAGAGAAAGUCAACAGUAGAUUUGUUGUCAGCUUAGCGUAUGCGUAUGAGACCAAAGACGCUCUGUGUCUGGUGCUGACCAUCAUGAAUGGCGGGGAUCUGAAAUUCCACAUCUAUAACAUGGGCACACCAGGCUUUGAUAAAGACAGGGUCCAGUUUUAUGCUGCUCAGAUCUGCUGCGGGCUUGACCAUUUGCACAAGGAAUCCAUUGUUUACAGGGAUCUGAAACCAGAGAACAUCCUUUUAGAUGACAAUGGACACAUUCGUAUUUCCGACCUGGGCCUGGCCAUCAAAGUGCCUGAUGGAGACCUCAUUAGAGGCAGAGUUGGAACAGUGGGCUACAUGGCUCCAGAGGUAAUCAACAACGAAAAGUAUGCCAUGAGUCCUGAUUGGUGGGGACUGGGCUGUCUCGUCUAUGAAAUGACCGCUGGUCGAUCACCCUUCCGCGCCCGCAAAGAACGAGUCAAGAGGGAGGAAGUGGAGAGGAGGGUGCAAGAGGAAGAGGAGGAGUAUAACGACAAGUUUACAGGGGAUGCCAAGGCGAUCUGUAGAAUGCUGCUCACCAAAGACCCCAAGCAGAGGCUGGGAUGCAAGGCGGAUGGAGCAGUGGGUGUCAAAGCCCAUACAUUCUUCAAAAAGAUCAACUUCAAGAGGAUGGAAGCUGGAAUAGUGGAGCCUCCCUUUGUGCCUGAUCCUCGGGCAGUGUACUGUAAGGAUGUUUUGGACAUAGAGCAGUUCUCCACAGUCAAGGGAGUGAAUUUGGACCAAACUGACAACGACUUCUACUCCAAAUUUGCUACAGGCUGUGUUUCCAUCCCAUGGCAGAAUGAGAUGAUAGAAACUGAAUGUUUCAGAGAUUUGAAUGUGUUUGGGCCUCAAGGGACGAGACCUCCAGAUCUGGACUGGAAUCAGCCGCCAGAGCCACCCAGACGCAGCCUGCUGGACAGGAUCUUCAGAAGACACCAUCCAGAGGUGUCCAUUUCCAACAGCCGUGUGCAGUCUUCCAGUGUAAAUUCUGUGGACUCCAUGUCCAACUCUGCCCCCUAGCGGCGUGUUGGCUGUGUGGGAGCCACACACAAAAGCAAAGGGACAGAGCUCAGAGUGGCUUCCCUGCUGCUGUUUGGUCUACAGAUGGGACCUGAGCAGCAGCUGGAGACAGCCUGUCUAAAAGCCUAAAUGGUCAACCCAUGGGGAGGGAGGGGGGGUUAGUGACCGGGUCCUUAUACCCUGGGCAUUUGUAGUUGGAUGGUCAAUGUUGCAGAGACGUUUGGGAAUAUUUGGACAAACCUUACUUACCCUCAGGAUUGUUGGACUAUAGAACAGAGCCACUGAUGCUGAUGAAAACAAAAAAGGAUAGAAUAAAACUUAUAUUCAGGGGAUCCACUGUAUAAUAAAGACCACCACAGGGAAUUGAAGUAGGGGGGUCUUGGUGAAUAUUUUGUUUCUCCAGGAAAGGAGCUUGUUUUUCAGUCAUUUUUAACCCUGUUCUUUCUGGCCUGUUUCUUGUACCAGUAUCUCUCUUAUCUGUCUACAUCCCCUACGAGUCAUCAUCUGCACAACUCAUUCUCUUAACUUAGUCUGUCUCUGUAUUUCGCCUCCAGUACCUCAGAUCACUCCUGAACAUUCAGAACACAUCACCUCAACAACCUCAACACAUAAUGUACAUUGCCUUGCGUACACUCAGGCCAAAGAUUUCAGUUUGAGUUUUGUGAUACUGUUGUCGCGUUGAAUUAUUGAAGGUUUUUAGCUGUCACGUAGAACAACAGGAAGAUCAGAAUGUGCGUUCCCUUUUAUACACUUUCCCUAGAUAUGAGCCCGCAGACAUAUCAUAUUGCUUAAAGCACACAAACAUACAGUACAUACACAAUCAGAUAGACACACAGACACUCAUAAUUGUGAGAAUUGUGUUGUCUUUUCAUUGCAUGGACAAGUGUAAGUAGUAAGUAUGGACAGCUGUAUCUUUUGCUUCUGCAUACCUCAUUCCACUGAUGUUACCAUCUGAUACACACACCCGUCGGUUUACAGUGUCACUUUAUAUUUGACAUUAUGUGGAGGUUUGUUUGUUUGUUUUUUAAAGCUAGUUAAUGUGCUGUACAGAAACAGAAUUUUUUCUCUUUUCUUUGGAUUUGUUUUGCCUUUUUUCCUCGGUUUCUGUCACAGUCCCCGUGGAGUGGAGAGGAACACAUGCACUCAGCCUGACUUACAAGUUGCACAAUUUAAAAUAAUGUCAUGCUGUUUUGUUACCAAAUGAAAAUGUUUUACCUCUAAUCAUUAAGGCACAUUAUUGUAUUGAUAUUGUCAAAUGUUUCUUUUCUACAUCCCAAACUAAAGUGUUCUUCUUGUUCUCCCAAUGCCUUUUCCAUGUUAAGAUAUUGCUGCAUAGCCAUUGUUGGUUGGUUUUGCUUUUUUCCCUCUAUUUCUGACAUUUAUACUUAUCUUUAGUGUCCUCUUCAAAAUGCCUCACAAAUCUAAAGGGUCUUCCUCUAGUUUUUUUUACCCAUCUGUUAUUGAAGACACAGGCAAUCCAGAGCUAUGUGAAUGGUUUACUUUAUCUGAAUCUUCUUUAAUCAGUCCAGCUCCUCAUUGUCAGAUGAGGAAGAUGGGGAAGAGGAGAGGAAGAUGCAACAGGAUCUCCACACUAAGAAGUGGCCUUCACAAAGGGGCGCAGCCAGUGAAAUGAGGAAGAAUUCAGUCUCUUAUGCUUGUUUUAAGAAUGUUUUUUCCCCCUGUUUGAGGUAGUAAACGCUGUUUCAUGCAGUAAUUUUUAUUGUUACCAAUGUCACACAGGCCUAUUUGUUUUUCUUUCUCUCUUUAUGUACUUGAUAUGGGGGGGGGAUAAUCUGAAUCAUACUGAAGUGCCUCCUUGUUAGCAUGAUCUCCUAGACAAUGCCCACACAGACAUCAGCACUUUGCCUAUUCUCUGACUUUCAUGCUCUGUUUGCUUUGCUGGGGAACACAAAUACACGCAGACUCAGUUUGUUGUAAGUGGAUGGAAGGAGGGAUAAAGGAUGGAGUGCAGGGAGUCCAUGAGGGAAUUCACCCUCUUAAUGUGAUGUACAGCAGAGUGCUGAGUGCAUGUGAAAGCCAAACCCACUGUGUCAUUCAAGUCCCAAUAAACUCUGUACUAUAGUUUGAAUACUC
Molecule: messenger RNA, 3840 nt
Organism: Menidia menidia (Atlantic silverside)
Lineage: Eukaryota; Metazoa; Chordata; Actinopteri; Atheriniformes; Atherinopsidae
Source: the annotation of a GenBank genome assembly